GUCGUUAUGCGCAUGUCCGCUAGCACACGUGCGAUGCAGGAACGCCGAUAGCAGGAGGCAGGAUCGAGGAACGCGGGAGGAGAGGAGAGAAGGAGUGAGAGAGCAGUGAAGCAGAGGGACAGGGAAGAGAAGAGAGAGGCAGGAGAGAAGAGAGAGGCUUCAGAAAGGAGACUGCUGGCAGGAGAAGCAGCUACGAGGAGCGAUUGUGGGCAGGGCAAGGAUGGAUAUUGGAGGAGAGCUAGUUGAGGCAAGGGUUGACUUGAAGGAGGUCAGCGAGGGCAGUUGUGAGUCAGAAGACGAGUACGAGCUGCUGAGGUUCGAGGACGAGGAGGAGUUCUGUGCCGCAGCAUCCGCCUGCGCAGACCUCUACUUCCUGCGAACAAGGAACAUCUACAUCGACGAGGAGUCCCUGGUGAAGAGCUGCCUGGAUGUGAAUGGGCAGAGAGGAGUCGCCUUCCUCGUCGACCAGCGCGGGUCAGAGAGCGAGAUCGUGCAGGAUGACACAGGAGGCGCAGUGUACGACGCGGCCAUUGUUCUCUCGAGGUUUCUGUGCAGGCAGGAGGCAGGUGAUAUGCAAGGGAAGAACGUGUUGGAGCUGGGUGCUGGCCCUGCGCUGGUCUCGAUGGCUGCAAGCAUUCUUGUUGGGGAGAAGGGAUUCUGGUGGGGGACGCCGACUGAAGACAUUCCGGAGAUGAGGGGGAUAGCCUGGGACUAUGUGCUCGCUUCGGAUGUAGCCUACGACGAGACUCUCUUCGCUCCUCUCGUGGAAGGGUUGCUGUCAGUGUUCAACAACAAGACGGUCGGGUAUCUGUGCAACGGAGUGCGAAGCAUCGAUAGAGAGAAGAACUUGCGGGCUAUGCUGGAGAAGCACUUCAAGGUUGAGAGCAUCAAGACCUCGGAGUUCUCCUAUUCCAUUGAGGAUCUUUCCGGCAUUUCUGCCCCCAAGUUCACUUCCGGUCAAGUCAACAUCGACAACAAACCGCUGCCGCCAGGCUUCUGCAUGCGAAAGUUCCAUCGGGCGCACCUCCUCUGGAAGCUCACGUUAGAGGGAUGACUGAAUUUGUUAGUGGUGAGCAUAGGAGUUUUUGUAGCCUCCCCCAUCUCCCUCACCCCUUGCCCUCUCCUCAGUCACCGCAGCUUUUUGUUGGUUCUUUCAAGUGGCUUUGCAAGUUGCAACCAGUCUUGUUCUUGUGUUACGAUCGUGUCUUGACUUUGCGGCGGGAUUGACCGUCACAGUAAAAACUCUCCCUCAUCCCU
Molecule: messenger RNA, 1257 nt
Organism: Guillardia theta CCMP2712
Lineage: Eukaryota; Cryptophyceae; Pyrenomonadales; Geminigeraceae
Exons: 7
Coding region: 221-1054 (277 amino acids)
Source: RefSeq, a predicted model, not a curated record